This is a messenger RNA of Caretta caretta (loggerhead turtle), 10653 nucleotides long. It is a transcript of the gene DOCK3, whose product is annotated as dedicator of cytokinesis 3. Lineage: Eukaryota; Metazoa; Chordata; Testudines; Cheloniidae. Gene Ontology annotation, cellular component: cytoplasm; plasma membrane. Gene Ontology annotation, molecular function: small GTPase binding; guanyl-nucleotide exchange factor activity. Gene Ontology annotation, biological process: small GTPase-mediated signal transduction. The record is from RefSeq and is a predicted model, not a curated record.
CGGCUCCCUGGGGAGUUGCGCAACCCCCCCGCCUCCCAGCACCUGCGCCUGGCCUGAGUGAGAGCGAGGAGGAGACGCUGCUGUGCCCGGGGGACUGUGCGGAGCGGCGGCUCCGCUGUCAGCUGGGGAAACCGCCUCCGCUCCAUGAGCAGGGCUCGGCUGCUGCGCUCCGUGAGGGGGGAACCGCGGCCGCCGCCGGCACCAGCAUGUGGACCCCGACCGAGGAGGAGAAAUACGGCGUGGUGAUAUGCAGCUUCCGAGGAUCUAUACCACAAGGCUUAGUCUUGGAACUAGGAGAAACUGUCCAGAUCUUGGAAAAAUGUGAAGGCUGGUACAGAGGAGUUUCCAUUAAGAAGCCAAAUGUAAAGGGGAUCUUUCCUGCUAACUAUAUUCACUUGAAAAAGGCAAUCGUCAGUAACAGAGGACAGUAUGAAACAGUAGUUCCACUUGAAGAUUCUGUUGUGACUGAAGUCACAGCAACGCUCCAGGAAUGGGCUAUCCUCUGGAAACAGCUGUAUGUGAAGCAUAAGAUAGAUCUUUUCUACAAACUGCGCCAUGUGAUGAAUGAACUCAUUGACCUGCGUAGACAGCUGCUGUCAGGUCACUUGACACAAGAUCAGGUGCGAGAGGUCAAGAGACACCUUACAGUGCGACUGGAUUGGGGUAAUGAACAUUUGGGCCUGGAUCUAGUUCCUCGGAAGGACUUUGAGGUGGUGGAUUCAGAUCAGAUCAGCAUUUCAGAUCUUUAUAAAAUGCAUUUAUCAAGUAGGCACAGUGUCCAGCAAAGCACAACACAGGUGGAUACAAUUCGUCAGCGUCAUGGAGAGGCUUGCCGUAUGCCAGUGCCUCACCACUUCUUCAUCAGUCUAAAGAGCUUCACCUAUAAUACUAUUGGGGAAGACACAGAUGUCUUCUUUUCUUUGUAUGAUGUUCGAGAGGGCAAGCAGAUCAGUGAGCGGUUUCUGGUGAGAUUAAACAAGAACGGAGGCCCCAGGAAUCCAGAGAAGAUAGAACGGAUGUGUGGCCUUUUCACAGAUCUCAGCAGCAAGGAUACGAAGAGAGACUUGUACAUAGUUGCACAUGUAAUUCGAAUAGGUCGCAUGCUGCUAAAUGAUUCCAAAAAAGGCCCCUCCCACCUACAUUAUCGUCGCCCCUAUGGCUGUGCAGUAUUGAGCAUCAUGGAUGUACUUCAAUCAAUCUCUGAACUAAAGGAAGAAAAAGAUUUCGUUCUCAAAGUUUACACGUGCAACAAUGAAAAUGAAUGGUAUCAGAUCCAUGAAAACAUUAUCCGCAAGUCCAGUACCAAGUACACAGCACCCAGCUCAAACUAUGGACUUAUAAUUUCUCUACAGCUUCUUCGUGGGGACAUGGAGCAGAUUCGAAGGGAGAACCCAAUGAUCUUUAACAGGAGGGUGUCUAUUACCAGAAAACUCGGUUUCCCCGAUGUCAUAAUGCCAGGUGAUAUACGUAAUGACUUGUACCUGACACUAGAGAAGGGGGAUUUUGAGAGAGGCGGGAAGAGUGUGCAGAAGAACAUCGAAGUGACCAUGUAUGUUCUUUAUGCAGAUGGAGAGAUCCUGAAGGACUGUAUCAGUUUAGGCUCAGGAGAGCCAAACAGAAGUGCAUACCACUCUUUUGUCCUCUACCACAGUAACAGCCCUCGUUGGGGGGAAAUUAUCAAGCUACCCAUCCCCAUUGACAGGUUUCGUGGGUCUCACCUUCGCUUUGAGUUCAGGCAUUGCUCCACUAAAGACAAAGGAGAAAAAAAGCUCUUUGGCUUUGCAUUUACUCCUCUGAUGAGGGAUGAUGGCACCACCCUAUCAGAUGAUAUCCAUGAGCUUUAUGUUUAUAAGUGUGAUGAGAACAGCACAUUUAAUAAUCAUGCUCUGUACCUGGGGCUGCCCUGCUGCAAAGAGGACUACAACGGCUGCCCUAACAUCCCUUCUAGCCUCAUUUUCCAGCGUAGUACUAAAGAGACCUUCUCGAUCUCGACCCAGCUCUCCUCCACCAAACUCACCCAGAACGUGGACUUGCUUGCCCUCUUAAAAUGGAAGGCUUACCCAGACCGUGUAAUGGAUAUCCUAGGAAGACUGAGGCAUGUCAAUGGCGAGGAAAUUGUUAAGUUCCUGCAAGACAUUCUAGACACUUUGUUUGUGAUUUUGGAUGACAAUACAGAAAAGUAUGGCCUGUUGGUCUUUCAGUCUUUGGUGUUCAUCAUAAAUCUGCUGCGUGACAGCAAAUAUUUCCAUUUCCGACCUGUUAUGGAUAUGUACAUUCAGAAACACUUUGCAGGAGCACUGGCUUACAAAGAACUGAUCCGAUGUUUGAAGUGGUACAUGGACCGGUCAGCUGAGCUUGUACGACAAGAUCAUAUCCAGGAAGCAAUGAGGGCCUUGGAAUAUCUUUUCAAGUUCAUUGUCCAAUCUCGGAUCCUUUACUCGAGAGCUACUUGCGGAAUGGAGGAGGAACAAUUUCGCUCCAGUAUCCAAGAGCUUUUCCAGUCCAUCAGAUUUGUACUCAGCUUGGACAGCAGGAGCUCAGAGACUCUCAUCUUCACACAGGCUGCUUUACUGAAUUCCUUCCCUGCUAUCUUUGAUGAGCUAUUGCAGAUGUUCACUGUGCAGGAAGUUGCAGAGUUUGUGAGGGGAACUCUAGGAAGCAUGCCCAGUACAGUUCAUAUCGGACAGUCGAUGGAUGUAGUUAAGCUGCAGUCUAUAGCACGCACUGUGGACAGCCGCCUGUUUUCUUUCUCAGAAUCCCGGCGAAUCUUGCUUCCUGUGGUUCUUCAUCACAUUCACCUUCAUCUGAGACAGCAGAAGGAGUUACUCAUAUGCUCUGGGAUCCUCAGUAGUAUCUUCUCCAUUAUCAAGGCCAGCUCCUUGGAGGCAGAUGUAGGGGAGGAGGUUGAGAUGAUGGUGGAGAGCCUCCUGGAUGUACUUUUACAGACUCUGCUUACUAUCAUGAGUAAAUCGCAGUCUCAGGAGGCGGUAAGAGGGCAGCGUUGCCCGCAGUGCACAGCCGAAAUCACUGGAGAGUAUGUGUCCUGUCUCUUGUCUCUGCUUCGUCAAAUGUCAGACACUCAUUUUCAACAUUUACUGGACAACUUCCAGAGCAAGGAUGAGCUAAAGGAGUUCCUGCUGAAGAUUUUCUGUGUGUUUCGAAAUCUAAUGAAGAUGAGUGUCUUUCCUCGGGACUGGAUGGUGAUGAGGUUGCUCACCAGCAAUAUCAUAGUUACCACAGUCCAGUACCUGUCUUCUGCCCUGCACAAGAACUUCACAGAAACAGACUUUGAUUUUAAGGUGUGGAACUCCUAUUUCAGCUUGGCAGUUCUGUUUAUAAACCAGCCAAGCCUGCAGCUAGAAAUUGUCACUCCAGCUAAGAGAAAGAAGAUUCUGGACAAAUACGGCGACAUGCGAGUGAUGAUGGCAUAUGAGUUGUUCAGCAUGUGGCAGAACCUGGGUGAACAUAAAAUUCACUUUAUUCCGGGAAUGAUUGGCCCCUUCCUUGGUGUCACACUGGUCCCACAGACAGAGGUCCGCAACAUCAUGAUCCCCAUCUUUCAUGACAUGAUGGACUGGGAGCAGAGGAAAAAUGGCAACUUCAAACAGGUGGAAGCUGAAUUGAUUGAUAAGCUGGACAGCUUGGUAUCAGAAGGAAAAGGAGAUGAGAACUACAGGGAGCUCUUCAGCCUACUAACCCAGCUCUUUGGGCCCUACCCCAGCCUGCUGGAGAAGAUUGAACAAGAGACGUGGCGGGAGACUGGCGUCUCUUUUGUUACAUCAGUUACUCGCCUCAUGGAGCGUCUCCUUGACUACAGGGACUGCAUGAAAGGAGAUGAAACAGAAAACAAGAAGAUUGGCUGCACUGUUAACCUGAUGAACUUUUAUAAAUCUGAAAUUAACAAGGAAGAGAUGUAUAUCCGCUACAUCCACAAGCUGUGUGACAUGCACUUACAGGCUGAGAACUACACUGAGGCUGCAUUUACAUUGUUUCUGUACUGUGAGCUACUUCAGUGGGAGGACAGACCUCUGCGAGAGUUCCUGCACUACCCAUCACAGACAGAGUGGCAACGUAAGGAGGGGCUAUGCCGGAAGAUUAUCCACUACUUCAACAAAGGGAAGAGCUGGGAGUUUGGAAUCCCACUGUGCAGAGAGCUGGCCAUUCAAUAUGAAAGUCUGUAUGAUUAUCAAAGCCUCAGCUGGAUUCGGAAAAUGGAAGCUACCUAUUAUGAUAAUAUCAUGGAACAGCAGCGCUUGGAACCUGAGUUUUUCAGAGUUGGUUUUUAUGGCCGGAAAUUCCCCUUCUUCCUUCGGAACAAGGAGUAUGUAUGUCGAGGCCAUGACUACGAAAGGCUGGAGACCUUCCAACAAAGAAUGCUGAGUGAGUUCCCACAAGCCAUUGCAAUGCAGCACCCAAACCACCCAGAUGACACCAUUUUGCAGUGUGAUGCUCAGUAUUUACAGAUAUAUGCAGUGACUCCCAUCCCAGACAAUAUUGAUGUCCUACAAAUGGAACGUGUGCCUGAUCGUAUAAAGAGCUUUUAUCGCGUCAACAACAUCAGGAAAUUCCGCUAUGAUAGGCCUUUCCACAAAGGUCCAAAGGACAAAGAGAAUGAAUUUAAGAGCUUGUGGAUUGAACGUACCACUCUGACACUGACUCACAGUUUACCUGGGAUCUCUCGGUGGUUUGAAGUGGAGAGAAGAGAGCUGGUCGAGGUAAGCCCUUUGGAAAAUGCCAUUCAAGUUGUUGAGAACAAAAACCAGGAACUGAGGACAUUGAUAAGCCAGUAUCAGCACAAGCAAAUGCAUGGCAACAUUAACCUGCUCAGCAUGUGUCUGAAUGGAGUGAUUGAUGCAGCAGUGAAUGGUGGCAUAGCACGGUACCAGGAGGCCUUUUUUGAUAAAGAUUAUAUCACCAAGCACCCUGGAGAUGCAGAAAAAAUCACACAGCUCAAGGAGCUCAUGCAAGAACAGGUCCAUGUUCUUGGAGUGGGUCUGGCAGUACAUGAGAAAUUUGUACAUCCAGAGAUGCGUCCUCUACAUAAGAAACUGAUUGAUCAGUUCCAAAUGAUGCGAUCUAGUCUGUACCAUGAGUUGCCUGGUUUGGAUAAGUUGAGUCCAGCCUGUUCUGGUAGCAGCACCCCACGCAGCAGUGUUCUUGUGUCACACAGCCCUAUGAGUCCAGAGAGCAUCAAGCUGGUGCAUCGACACAGCCCAUUGAACUUGCUGGGUUCAGUCCGACACUCGUCAUCCUCUCUUUCCUCCCAUACUUCCAGUGAAACAGGAAACCUGGUUGUCCUAACAGACAGUUCUGUAGGGGAAACCGCUGAGGACAUGUACCACAUGCAGCUUGUUUACCCUAACUCCACGUACCAAGGCUCAGUCACCAACAUCUCUGUUUUAUCCUCAUCCCAGGCCAGUCCUUCCACUUCAAGCCUGAGUUCUACCCACUCUGCACCAUCGCAGAUGAUUAACUCUGCCCCUCCCAGUGCACGAGUGCUGGUGAAAGGUGCUGGAUUGACAACACUGGAGGCUGAAGCCCUCUAUUUAUCCACAGAACAGAUACAGCACGGGCGGCAGCAGUGCAAGCUUCCCCACACUGCCCCCACCAAUGUGCCUCAUCUCUGUCCUGGAGGGACCACCUCUAGAGGCUCUCCCUCUCUACCAGAUAAGUACCGCCACACUCGGGAGCUGAUGAUGCUGCUGCCAACCCACCGGGACCGACCAAGCAGUGCCAUGUAUCCUGCAGCUAUCAUGGAAAAUGGACAGCCUCCAAAUUUUCAGCGCGCCUUGAUCCAGCAAGUGGUUGGACCAUGCAAACCUUGCAGUGAUCCCAAUCUAUCUGUCGCUGAGAAAGCUGUGCCAGCAGCGCCCAGCAGCUGGAGCCUAGACAGCGGAACCAGAGAGGCCCUGCCAUUCCUGUCUGCCCACGUUGGGAGCAUCUUGGCCCCACCAGUACCUCCCCGAAGCCUACCCCAUGGUCACUACUCACUGCACUUUGAUGCCUUCCACCACCAGCUCAGUGAUGCUCCUCCAGCACUGCCUGCUCGGACAUUGCGCAAGUCUCCUCUUCAUCCAAUUCCUGCAUCACCCACAAGUCCCCAGUCUGGCCUGGAUGGAAGUAACUCCACUCUGUCAGGCAGUGCUAGCAGUGGUGUGUCCUCCUUAAGUGAGAGUAACUUUGGACACUCAUCUGAGCCCCCUCCUCGCACAGACACCAUGGAUUCUGUCCCUAGCCAGGCCUGGAAUACUGAUGAAGACUUAGAGACACCCUACCUCCCUGUCAGGUACAGUCUCUCUGAACCUGAUGUUCUGGAGUCACUCAAGUCCCAGCCAUGUCGAAGCCACUCUGCUCCAUCUGGAGUCAUUCCUCAGGACACUAUGGACCCUCCAGCUCUCCCCCCAAAACCAUAUCAUGCUCGGCUCCCAAACAUGGAGAAUGAAGAGGAAAUGAUGCUGAUGAUGGAAGAGGAAGACAAACACCGGCCACUCCAUCGCAAAGUCUCCCAACCAGCGAGUGGUGGAAAGGAGGAGCAGGCCAGGGUAGCAUGGGAGCAUGGCAUCAGUGAGCAGUAAGCAGGACUACCUGGAAAGAAGCUUGUAUAGUAAUUCCAGGUCUGACCAGAAGAAAGAUGUAAAAGUUUAGGACUCAGAGGAGAGAACAGUAAUCCAAUUCUUUACUUUCUACUGCCAUGAGUUAAUGUCCGGAGCCCAUACAAAGUUUGGGCUGGCAUGUGAGGUUGCUGCUUUCCUUUUUAUUGUAUUUUAUACUUUUUGGUUUUAUGUUAUUUUUAAUUAUUAUUUUUUGUGUGCAGUGGGUGCUUUAUUCCUUCUGCAGUUUAUCAGACCACACAAAGUGGCAUGUAAGCUGUUAGCCAUAGAGACUUGCAGAAAUUGAAAAGAAUUGGAAUAUUGAAGGGGGGAUGUGGCAAAUUGUUUUAAAAAGCUUUCCUCCCAGUUUUGAGAUGCACACAAGUAGAAGCAGUUGCACUAGGGACAUGUUUCUUUGCUGCAUAGAAGUGAAAGCUCAUUGCUGAAUUCAGGGAUUUCAUGAACUGUCAGGCUGGAAGGUGCAUUCUCUGCAGGCAAUGGAAACUCGGCUGUUCUAUGAAGAAACUGGGUCUUCCAGGUUUAUGACCAUAAACAGCUUUACAGUAAUCUCCUUCAUUGACUCAGUUGUGAUGAAAUGAUCUAACCAGUGCUGACAGGCUUCCAUAUUGAUUUUUGAGGUAUCAUUUCAAACAAACUCUGCCUCCUUUGGUUGUUCAUGGACAUGUACUUUGGUUUUUCAUGUUUUUGUUCCUUAAUUUCAUUUUUUUACUGGGUAAGCCAGCUGCUUUUCCACUGGAGUCAUAGUCCAUAUCCACCUUUACUGCAGGGUAAGAGAGGGUUAUGUAGCCUUUAGGGCUGCAACCCAAUUCUGAGCCUUUUCUCAUGCUUAGCUCUGGGCAAGUGGUUGUCACCAGCACUUUUAUUCCAGUCAAGGAACCAGCUGAGAGGCUCAUGCAACAACUGCUUGAUAACUCAGCAAGUAAGAAGAGAAGGCUUGAAUACAUCAUAUCCAGUCCUUGCCUCAGGAUUGAAAGUCUGCACAAUCCACACCAACAUCCAUUAACUGUGUUUGUUACUCUAAUAUCUUAUGUGCCCUUCUGAUACAUUUCACUGCUGCUGCUGCACAAUGCCUCCAUCUCUCCCUUCAGAUAGGAAACCCUAUGAGCUGCAAGAAAUGUCCAGUGUGUAGUGUGCACUCCAGCUUCAGGGAUUUUAAAGAUUAACUGUAAGAGGGAAGGGGGGAGAUGUUUAUUCCCUUUUUUGCUUCUUUAUGGUGUGUAAAGAAGACUUGAAAAGUUCUUCUUCUUUUAUUUUAAGGGUUUUUUUCCUCUUUGUUUUUUACAUUGCACAAAUAUCCAUUCUUGACUUCCCUUUUUUGCUGGCAGACUCUAUGAAGAACUGUAGAAUUUAGUGCAAUUAUGAUGUGACACAAAGCAAGAGAUUGAGACCAGAGCAGUGGAGUGGGGAAGGGAAUUUUAGUCAGGCUGUUCUAAGUUCUAGGGUUUUUUGUUUUCUUUGUUUAAUACCUGCUUAGUACCUGACAAACGGGAGAAAAACUUUGUUGGUGAAAGAUCCACUAAAAUUGCCAUUUUAUUUGAGAGCUGAGAAAUUUCCCAUUUUUCAAGUCCUUUGAGAAAUCUUCCAGCAAAAAUAGGGAAGAAAAUAUCAAGUAUUUUAUAUUCAUGAUAUUUAUAAGAUAAAUAAGCAAAAAAUAAAACCCCUUAUUUCAGCCCUUCUUUAUAAUUUUAUAAUAAUCCGGAGUACUUGUACAGCAUUUUUCAUCUGUAGACUGCAAAGCACAUUCCAGAGGAGGAGCAUAAGUAACAAUGCCCUUCCUCUUUACAGUUGGAAAAACUGAAGCACAGAGAAGUUAAGGGAUUUGCCCAAUACUACACAAAUUAGUGGCAGAAAUGGGAACAGAACCAAGGUAGCCAGACUCCAAUUCUGUGCCCCAUCCAUGCUGUUUCCUAUAUAUCAAAAACAUUAUAAAGAAGCAAAAAAGGAAACGUUUCCCUUUGCAAGCCACUUUAGCACUACCACUAUACAACGUGACGGGACAAAUAUACCAUUUCCAAAUUCUCCUGAAAAUGAUAAUCUGUAUCAAGUUUGGACUCAGGUGGCCAUUGUAUAGAGGCGGGUGUUGAGAUUAUUCAUUUAUUCUUUCUCAAGUUCUAGCCCAUGCAAAAGAAAUAUUGUUCUGUUUUCUUCAUUGGCCUGCCUGGCUAGAAGAAGAUCUAUCCCGUUUCCUUUACUUUUGCUAGAGCAGGACACCCGAAAUCAUUGUAUCCUGCACCAUUGAAACACAGAUGUUAAAAUCUGGUCCACAAUGGGCAUUUCAUCUCUUGCAUAAAUGCCAAGGCAGAUCUGAGUAGAAAUGAAAAAUGGUGAAGCUCUUAAGAGCCAGAGUCUUAGCUGGUGUAAAUCAGGGUAGCUCCAUUGAAAUGAAUGGAAUAUUCUGAUAUACACCAUCUGAGAAUCUGGCCCAGGAUCUUCAUAUGAAACUUUAUUAGAACAAGAUGCUUGUUUUCCUUUUUUGGUAGAAGGGUUAAACAUUAUUGUAUCUGGAAAUGUAUUAAGCUCUCCUUUCCAGCAAAAAAUAAGGUGUCUGCGCAUAAAGCUUUGUGUGUAAAUUGGAGUUAACAUUCGAGUUAGUCUAAACAUCCAGCCAGUGUGACUGACUAGAGCUAACUGCUAACCAGAGUUCUAAGGGAUUUCCAAAUGCAUAUCAUGCUGCGCUGAUUAGAAGGCCAGCGUCUGGCAUAGAGACGCCCAGCUUUGAUUUUAUUUCACUUUUUGGUAAAGGCUUUUUCUAAAAGUUAGAUGAUCAGUUAGCUUAUAUAAACAGAUGUCAGCCAAUUUUACAGCAGGUUCAUAGCCACCAAGUUUCAUGAAGGAGCAAAUUCAAUUAACACAAACAUAUUAGAUUUGAGUCUCCAAGGAGUUAUUCAGAACCAUGGUCAAAUUUUUGCAAAAUACUUUGUGUAUUCUUUUUAAAUGCCUAAUUUCAAAGGGCAGUGGGGGUUGUGCUGGGUGGGAAGAGAAGGAGGUGGGGGAGAUUCUAUUAUAAUUAAGAUCUGGUGAGUGUAACACUCAUACUACUCUCUGGGGCAAGUAUGCUUGGCCAAUAGCAGCAUGAAACUUAAAGCCAAAUUCAGCCCUGGGGUAAGCAGGCACAACUACAUUUUCUGAGUUAGGGCUGAAUUUGGCUACCAGGGUUUGUUGCUGUGCUCUGUGUAACUAUCGUAAAUAGAGAUAAUUUACAAGGAACAUGGUCAUGCCAUACUCAUGUACCAAGUUUGAAAUUGAAAAUGCUUCUUUUGGGUUCUUGGGCCACCACUUCUCUCCUGAAAGCAUGGGCUAUUAAACUUUCCACCAUUGGUGUUUACACCCUCUGUCUGGAGGAAAAGGAAUGGGCAGAGGCAACGAUGGAGACGAAGCAAUGAGAAGAAUUGCAUUCAUCUGCCAAUUAGUUGCUCAUUGGUUGGAAGAAUGUUUUGGUUGUGCUGCCAGGUGCAAGACCACGGGAUUUUUUCCUCUUUUUUUUUUGUUUGUUUAACCUUUAUUUCCCUCUUUGGGUGGGGAAGGGGUUACUACAUAUCUGUCAGGGGAGAGGAGGCAGCCAAAUUGGAAAGGUUGUAGAGCAGAAGCAGAGAAAAAAGUGUGAUAUUUAAUUUUUUCUUCAUGUGUUUUUUGUAUAUAUCCCAUUUGAAUGCUGUGUAUUUGUACAGGAAAUUGAGCAAAAAAUGUAUAGAUCGUGCUGUCUGACUGGUACUCUGCCCUGUAAAUGUGUUUUUAACCUCUGGCAUUCUGUGCUUAUUUAAAAAAGGCAAAAACCUCUAACGACUUCUCUUUUGUGUAUUCAUGUUUAAAAAAAAUCAAAAAAAGCUCUCUUAACUAUAAUGGAAAGCAAACAUAAAAGAAAAAAAAAGAAUUUGAACAAGUGUCCUAAAGGUAUUUCAUUGUAUAUAUUGUGAUAGCAUGUUUCCAGAACCAACAAAUAAGUGAUGUGAAUUUUAGAUGUAAAUAGCUGCUGGGUUUUUUUCCUUCCCCAUUCACUCGACUGCUGUGAUGUGGAAUUAAAGAUUAAUACCUGAUAUUAAAA